GUACUGCGGUGGCGUUUCCCGCGGGCUAAUUAAGGCUGGACUCUCCCGAGUCCCGUGCGGACGGGCUCCCGGCGCUUGCCACGUCUAGCCAUGAAGUUUCGGGCCAAGAUCGUGGAUACCGCCUGUCUAAACCACUUCACGCUGGCUUCAGGACAACUUUAUCUGGCGCAGACCGCCCUUCACAGCCAAGCUCCGUGGUCCCCUUGCCCCAGCCGUGUCUGUCCUUGCCGCGACCCCUGCAGCACUCGGCGGCCCCGAGUGGACGUGGGAGGGAAGAAAGCGGCCAGUAGGCACCAGUUAAGCUCCGAGUCUCGGUUUCCUUAUUCCAGGUUGUUGAGAGGCUGGCUUGACCCCAGCGGCAUUAAAAGCCUCCCGGAGUUAGUAACAUGAUAGCCAAGCUUGCCAAAACCUGCACUCUGCGCAUCAGCCCGGAUAAAUUGAACUUCAUCCUCUCUGACAGAGUGGCCAAUGGAGGGGUGAGCAUGUGGUGUGAGCUGGAACAGGAGAACUUCUUCAGCGAAUUUCAAAUGGAAGGUGUCUCCGCAGAAAACAAUGAGAUUUAUUUAGAGCUCACAUCGGAAAAUUUAUCUCGAGCCUUGAAAACUGCCCAGAAUGCCAGAGCUUUGAAAAUUAAGCUGACUAAUAAACACUUCCCCUGCCUUACAGUUUCCAUAGAGCUGUUAUCCGUGUCAAGCAGUAGUCGUGUUGUGACACAUGACAUCCCUGUGAAAGUUAUUCCUAGAAAACUAUGGAAGGACUUACAAGAGCCGACGGUCCCAGAUGCUGACGUUAGUAUUUAUUUACCAGUCCUGAAGACUAUGAAGAGCGUUGUGGAGAAGAUGAAAAACAUCAGCAAUCACCUUAUUAUUGAAGCAAACCUAAAUGGAGAAUUGAACUUGAAAAUAGAAACUGAGCUAGUGUGUGUUACAACUCACUUUAAAGAUCUUGGAAAUCCUCCAUUAGCUUCUGAAAAUGCUUCUCAAGAUAGAAACUUGGAACAAAUGGCUGAAGUGCACAUAGACAUUAGGAAGCUCCUGCAGUUCCUUGCUGGACAACAAGUAAAUCCUACAAAGGCCACUUGCAAUAUUGUGAAGAACAAGAUUGUUCACUUUGACCUGCUCCAUGAAGACGUUUCCCUGCAGUACUUCAUCCCAGCGUUGUCAUAGCCCUGCCUUGUGGGCUCGGGAGCUCAGGGACCUUGGACCCACAGCAGUGGAACCCUAUUUUUUUUUUUUUUUUUUUUUUUUUUAACUUUUUUCCUUCUAUGAUAUUUUCAAUAGAAAUUGAAUUAGUGAGUUAAUGAAACACAGUUGCAUAAACAUUUCUUCAUAUUA
Bubalus bubalis (water buffalo) is the source of this 1334-nucleotide messenger RNA. It is a transcript of the gene HUS1, whose product is annotated as HUS1 checkpoint clamp component. The transcript has 9 exons. Gene Ontology annotation, cellular component: checkpoint clamp complex; site of double-strand break; nucleolus. NCBI's taxonomy places the organism in Eukaryota, Metazoa, Chordata, Mammalia, Artiodactyla, Bovidae. The record is from RefSeq and is a predicted model, not a curated record. Gene Ontology annotation, biological process: mitotic DNA replication checkpoint signaling; nucleotide-excision repair; double-strand break repair via homologous recombination. Bases 387 to 1166 code for a protein of 259 amino acids.